Molecule: messenger RNA, 556 nt
Organism: Mollisia scopiformis
Lineage: Eukaryota; Fungi; Ascomycota; Leotiomycetes; Helotiales; Mollisiaceae
Exons: 2
Coding region: 29-556 (175 amino acids)
Source: RefSeq, a predicted model, not a curated record
CGAGUUUGAGAUUCCGAAGAAUAACAAUAUGAGUCCCGAUCGAAUGGCAUAUUACAUCGCCUUUCGGGAGGAAAAUGCAGAUGAAAUACGGGCUCUAUGUAUCAAGAAAAACUGUCAGAUCUUUAAAGACGCUUGUCAGCAGAUAGAGAGGAUGUUGCUAGGGGCAGCAGAUACUUCAGCAGUCGCUUUGGAGAUAUUAUCUGGCCUGACACGCACGCAGAUAGUCCUGGUCUCGUGUGCUACUGUUGUUGAAGUACAAUGUUUCCAUAGCGUGACUCGCAGUGCGGACUUGAGGGAUUGGACAGAGGAGGAGAGAGAAGCUUUCGUUCGCAAAUUUACUUCCUUUGUAGAUGGAUAUUGGGACCAAGAAAGGAUACUGAACGAUUGGGAGGAGCUUGUCAAGGUCCUGUUCGACAAGGUAUGGGAGAGGUUAUCAGGGCUGCCCCUUGCUUCGAGCGGGUAUCCGUCUGUAUGGGCAGGAGUUGAGAUCUGGUCGAAGUUGGACAGGCUUCCACGAGAGACUGAAAUACUGAGACUUGAAUUGGUGAUUGAUUAA